Leptinotarsa decemlineata (Colorado potato beetle) is the source of this 2530-nucleotide messenger RNA. RefSeq names its product lysyl oxidase homolog 2. Gene Ontology annotation, molecular function: copper ion binding; protein-lysine 6-oxidase activity. Gene Ontology annotation, cellular component: membrane. Gene Ontology annotation, biological process: peptidyl-lysine oxidation. The record is from RefSeq and is a predicted model, not a curated record. Lineage: Eukaryota; Metazoa; Arthropoda; Insecta; Coleoptera; Chrysomelidae.
AAUAGAUCUACACACAUGUGUGAACUGGAUCACGGCAUAUUUUAUGCGAUAUACUUCAGUAAAGAUAAUUUAGCCAAGAUGUCAACAAGCAGAAAUAUUUCGAAGCUAGUUUUAUUGCUUGUUUUUGCUUUAUGCGUUGUUUGCGACAGUCCCGAGGAGAUAAAGAGGAAAAGGGCCCAGCUCAUCAAAAAGCAUUUGAAACGACUAAAGAAGGUAGAUGGAGGUAUUAAAUUGGUUGGAGGCAGAGGAGAAUUUGAAGGUAAUGUGGAAAUACUUCAUGAUGGAAGUUGGGGAGCAAUAUGUGAUGAUGAAUGGGAUGUUACUGAAGCGAGAAUUAUUUGUAAGCAACUUGGGUAUCCCCCAGAAAAAGCCCAACCAACGGCAAAUUCAUAUUUUGGUCCCGCUAAGAGACGAUUUUGGAUGGAUAAUAUCUAUUGCGACGGUACCGAAGAAGAAAUUUCUCAGUGCCGAUUCGAUGGUUGGGGACAAAAUGAUUGCACUUCCACCGAAUCUGCCGGGGUUAUUUGUGAUGAACCUGAAGAAGAAGCGAAAGUAACCAGUUUGGAAGUUUUGAAACCAAAAAUGGUGUCCCUGCCAGAAAACCUAAAGAUUCGUCUGCGAAAUGGAAGAAUUAAAACAGAGGGAAGAGUGGAAAUAAAAACUGGAGACAAUUGGGAAGUUAUUUGUGGAGAUGGGUGGUCACUUUUCGAAGCUCUGGUUGUUUGUAAAUCUUUAAACAUGGGGUACGCCAGCGACGCAAUGCAAACGGACUACUUCGGUGGCAACCUCACCAAAAACAGCCUUGGAGGCGUCAAAUGCCUGGGCACCGAAAGCUCCCUUUCCCAUUGUAGGCACGAUCAGCACGCUACAGGGCACUGCGCUAGUAAAGAUGUCGCUGCAGUUUCCUGUACCCAUUCGAUGGCUGAUCUCAUCAUCGACCACAUGGAACUGAUGUCUUCAGCCCACUUGGACGACAAGCAGAUGUUCUUCCUGCAGUGCGCCAUGGAGGAGAACUGCGUCGCUUCGACGGCUUACGAAAUCCAGAAGGAGAACCCGGCGUGGCAUCUGGAAACCAGGAGGUUGCUCAGGUUCACGGCGAAGAUUUUCAACGCGGGUACCGCCGACUUCAGGCCGGCUAUCCCGAAGCAUCUUUGGGAGUGGCAUAUGUGUCACAUGCACUAUCAUAGCAUGGAAGUUUUCGCCACUUUCGACAUUUUCAACAACAAAGGCCAGAGAGUGGCAGAGGGCCACAAAGCCUCCUUCUGUCUAGAAGACAACCAGUGCCUUCCUGGCGUUAAACCUGUAUUCGCUUGCGUCAACUACGGUGAUCAGGGAAUAUCUGUGAACUGUUCAGAUAUAUACAAAUACACCGUUGACUGUCAAUGGGUAGACAUUACGGACCUUGAGCCAGGCAAGUAUACCAUGAAGGUGGCUGUUAAUCCGGAGUUCAAGGUGCCGGAGAUGUCUUUCGAGAAUAAUGCCGCUGUUUGCGACUUUUUGUACUCCGAGACGUAUGGAACUGUCACGAACUGCGUUGUUCAGCGCCCUUGAGGAAUAAUGAAGAGAUUUUUUUUAGUAUUGUGAGUUAGUAUUACUUGGGUUUCAUUGAAUGACCAUCAACGGAACUGAAGCACCAUUCAUAGCUAUCAUAUGGUAUCAUACCUAUCAUUAUCUGCAAGACCAUAUUUUUGAUACCAUUUCUGCUACUCUCAUUGUCAAAAAACCGGUGCAACCAAAAUUUUGUUACAUUUCAAAACAUCAUAACUUUCAAGAUAAUACUUCUACUGCAUUGAAUUUUUUGUACAUUCUAUACAAUAAUCCUUUAGCAAUAUGACACGUAACUUGAAGUGCCUUAUUAUGUUCCUGUCCUCAAAAGGAGCCUAGAGCAGUGUAUCUUUGAAGUGCAUUUCAUAAAUGCUCCAUUGGAUUCAUGUCUGGGAUUUUUUGAGGCCAAACCAUGUGUCUUUUUCUAAAAUGAUUUGAGUAUUCACAUGCGAUGUAUCAGUAUAUAGCCAUGCACCAUUCUUUAAUGAAUGGUACAAACUGCACUAAAUAUUCAACUAAAAUUUUUCAGAUGUACGUAUUUGCUGAGAGCAUUCCUCAUAUGCAGAGUACUAUGUAAGCUCCAAACAAAAUUUCUCUUUAAAUCAUUAUGAAGUCUCCUCAAAACACUCUUGUUCACUCAUCAUGCCUUAUUAAUAUCGUUCAUCAGUUUUUCUCUAUAAUUUUGGUACAUAGUUGUACACACACCUUGAUGUGAGGUUUUCAUCAAUAGCAUCUUUGGGUGUCUCAGUAUUGCAACGCUAUCGUAUAGCGUCACAUUAUUGUGACAUCCAAAGAUGCUUUUGAGACACUCAUCUUGUCCUUAUCUAUACAGUUUCCUUUCUCGAAAGCUAUGAUGUUUUAUGCCUGCACCAGUUUUUUAUCAUCCCUGUAUUUCUUUGCGACCCAUAAGAGAUUGAAUUAUUUUAGUGUAUAAAAUAAAGAAAUAUCAUGUUGACUUAUUAAACACGUUUGAAGCAAUUUGAAA